AUGGCUGCAGAUCUGCGAAACGGAAAUACCCCGAAAAGCUCUGGAACACCAUUUUCCAGGCGCCCGAUCAUUAUUCUAGGAGCUGGAAUCAUUGGUUGUGCUGCCGCUCUGCAGCUCCUUCAGAACGGCUUUUCGGUCAUUCUUGUAGCAGAGUACCUGCCGGGAGACAAAAGCAUUUUCUACGCCUCGGCAUGGGCAGGGGCCGCAUGGCAUGCAGCUGGCGGUUUGACCGAUGAGCACAAGUACCUGCAGGUGGUGAGCCAUCGGCAUUUACUGAAACUGGCAAAGGAGGAGCCAGAAUCUGGCGUUUGUAUCGUCAAUGCGCGAGAAUAUCUGGAGGAGGCUCCGGCUCCGAAUUCUGCGAUAUGGGGAAAGUCUGUGGUGAGCAAUUUUCGCGUCCUGGAGCCAGGGGAGUAUCCCUCGAAUUUCCACACCGGAUGGGCGUAUGACUGUCUCGUCGUGGACCCCACGAUUCAUCUGCCGUGGAUAGGGAAGAAGAUUACCGAACUCGGUGGCAAGUUUGUGCGACAUAAAGUAUCGUCUCUUCAGGAGCUUUACGCCAUGUUCCCGGAAUCCAACAUCUUCAUCAACGCCAGCGGUUGGGGCAGCAAGUUGCUGACAGACGUUCGGGAUGAAAAAUGCUAUCCGAACCGAGGCCAGAAUGUCUUUUUCAAGACGCCCAAUAACAACACCAUGUACUUCCGCAAUGGAAAGGAAUAUACGUACAUAAUUCCUAGACCCAUGUCCCAUGGUGUGGUUCUGGGGGGAGUCAACCAAGGCGAGAAUUUCUCGCCGGACGUCGACAUGGAGAUUGUCCGGGAUGAGAUCAGACGGGCACACCGUCUUGCGCCAGAAAUCAUCCCUGCUGAGCCUAAGGAGUCCGACCUCAGCUACAUCAUCGGCAUUCGUCCCAGUCGGCAGGGAGGAUUCCGCCUGGAUUCGCAACGCAUCGGAUCGCGGACUGUUCUCUCCGCAUAUGGAUUUGGAGGGGGAGGGUACGCAUUCAGCUAUGGCGUUGCGGAAGCACUGUUGGGGAUGGUCGAGAGGGCAGAAUUCGAAAACGUGGUUGGCAAAAAGGAAAGCGUGGCUAAUUUGUAG
Messenger RNA from Rasamsonia emersonii CBS 393.64, 1098 nucleotides. Its product is annotated as D-amino-acid oxidase. The record is from RefSeq and is a predicted model, not a curated record. Bases 1 to 1098 code for a protein of 365 amino acids. NCBI's taxonomy places the organism in Eukaryota, Fungi, Ascomycota, Eurotiomycetes, Eurotiales, Trichocomaceae. Gene Ontology annotation, molecular function: D-amino-acid oxidase activity; FAD binding. The transcript has 3 exons.